GUUGCGCUCUUCCGUUCGGUGGAUGAAGGGGGUGGAGGAACGUGUCUGGAGCGCGCUAUUGAUGACCUCACGCUAGAAUGUGGCCGCGUGAAAGUACGGCUGCUCUGAUUGGUCGCCCAGGUCACAGCGGCACUUCAAAGCCGGAGCAGAGCCUACAAUUGUGCUGGAAUGGGCGGAACACAUCAUUGUAUUGCACACCUCUAAAAAAAACACCGCUCUAAUUCAUAAAUAUAAAAAAGAUCCUCUGAGGAGGGCACUUUUGUGAUGGCAACUUCACUUCUAGGGGAGGAGCCGCGAUUAGGUUCGACACCUUUAGCCAUGCUGGCUGCGACGUGCAACAAGAUCGGGUGCCCUUCUCCAUCCGCGAUCUCGGAUAACACGUCGUCCUUCGGUAAGGGAUUUCACCCGUGGAAGCGCGCCACGGCUAGCAGCUGCAGUCUGGGCUCGGGUUUAUCCUCCAGCUUCGGUGUGAGCAGAAACGGCGGCGCUCUGGCGGACUCAUUCGGUGCGAGUGGCACAACGGCGUCCAGCGCCUUCUCACUGACAGCAGGCGCCUCCUCCAACUCCCAUCUCGGCAACGACUACCCUGUGUUCCAGCCACCGGCGUCGAGCGCCUCUCAGGAAGCCGGCCAUCAGCCCGUGUUCAUCUCCAAAGUGCACGCCAGCGUGGACGGCUUACAAGGCAUCUACCCGCGCAUGAGCGUUGCGCACCCGUACGAAUCGUGGUUCAAGUCGUCGCACGCAGGGCUGCCGACGGGUGAUGUUGGGGCCACGAGCGCUUCCGCCUGGUGGGACGUUGGAGCGGGAUGGAUUGACGUUCAGAACGCCAACGGCGCCGCCGCGCUGCAGACACCGCUGCACUCAGGAGGACUCCAAUCGUCUUUGCAUUCGCCGCUGGGCGGCUAUAACUCGGACUACUCCGGUUUGAGUCACUCUGCUUUCAGCACAAGUGCGUCGCCACACCUGCUGACCGGCGGCCAGCACAUCAUGGACGGCUUUAAGCCUGUACUCUCUUCCUACCCGGACUCGAGCCCAUCUCCCCUGGGCGGCGCAGGAGGUGCCCUGCUGAGCGCGGCCCCGUCUGCCUCUCUGGCUGGCUCACCCAGGUCAUCAGCGCGCCGCUACUCGGGCCGCGCCACGUGCGACUGUCCCAACUGCCAGGAGGCAGAACGCCUGGGACCUGCGGGUGCGAGCUUGCGCCGUAAAGGCCUUCACAGCUGCCACAUCCCCGGUUGCGGCAAAGUGUACGGCAAGACAUCGCACCUGAAGGCGCAUCUGCGGUGGCACACGGGCGAGCGGCCUUUCGUGUGCAACUGGCUCUUCUGUGGCAAGCGCUUCACGCGCUCCGACGAGCUCCAGCGGCACCUGCGCACGCACACAGGCGAGAAGCGCUUCGCGUGCCCCGUGUGCAACAAGCGCUUCAUGCGCAGUGACCACCUGAGCAAACACGUGAAGACCCACAGCGCAGGCGGCUCUGCGGGCUCUGGCUCAGGCGGCAGCGGUGGCAAAAGGGGCAGUGACACCGACAGCGAGCACAGUGGACCUGGCAGCCCUUCAUGUAAUUCCCCCGACCUUCUGCAGCCCGCAGAGGCACUUCCGCCGAGUAUGAACGGCCGCGUCAACUCCCUCGAUUAA
This is a messenger RNA of Ictalurus furcatus (blue catfish), 1635 nucleotides long. RefSeq names its product sp8 transcription factor b (gene sp8b). Gene Ontology annotation, molecular function: RNA polymerase II cis-regulatory region sequence-specific DNA binding; DNA-binding transcription factor activity, RNA polymerase II-specific. The transcript has 2 exons. Gene Ontology annotation, biological process: regulation of transcription by RNA polymerase II. NCBI's taxonomy places the organism in Eukaryota, Metazoa, Chordata, Actinopteri, Siluriformes, Ictaluridae. The record is from RefSeq and is a predicted model, not a curated record. Bases 265 to 1635 code for a protein of 456 amino acids.